This is a messenger RNA of Tarenaya hassleriana, 1254 nucleotides long. RefSeq names its product zinc finger CCCH domain-containing protein 15. Bases 96 to 1025 code for a protein of 309 amino acids. The record is from RefSeq and is a predicted model, not a curated record. Gene Ontology annotation, molecular function: metal ion binding; mRNA binding. The transcript has 3 exons. Lineage: Eukaryota; Viridiplantae; Streptophyta; Magnoliopsida; Brassicales; Cleomaceae.
CUCUCCUUCUCUCUCUCUCUCAUACUCAGGAGAAUUUCUCACAAUUUUUUUCCGGUUGCUCUUCUCAGAUCAGAACCAGCAACUCUCGCUGGAUAAUGGAAAACGAAAUCGCUCCGAUCACCUACGGCGGCAGUAGCGCCAGCGUCGCCGGCAUCAUGCAACUGCAAGGGGAACAAAGCUGCGGCGCCGUUUCACCUUCUUUCUACUCGGAUCAACUUUACCAGUCAAGUCGUGAGGUCAUGCAGCAGUACCAAGACAUGGUCAAUCGCCAUGCGCUGUGUCUCACGCGCCUCCGUGAGGCCUCUCUGGAAGCGGAAUCACUCCGUCUGCAGAAUUCCAAGCUCCGAUCUAUGAAUCGCGAGCUCAGUCAGCAGCUCAACCUCCUCAUCCGAUCCUCUGUUCAGAGCCACAUCGACUACAACACUACAUCGUUUCAGAUGCUCAACGAGCUUAGCAACCUCUCCAUCGGAGGCAACGAUAUCGGCGAAGGGGAGGAUCAGAAUCGUUGGGAUGAAUUCAACGAUGAGAGUCCGACGAGUGUGAUGGAGAACACAGAUCUGGAGCGCUCUUCGCUGCCGAAAAGUAUCUCGGUGAGGUCCAGCGGCUACUUGAAGGUGAGCCAAGGCGGUGGGACCAGUCAUGUUGGAAAAUCUCGAGGCGCCACGACUAAGCCAGGGCCUUCUGGCCAACUCAGCACGACGCAAAAAGUGUAUCUGCGAGGAGGGAAAAAAGAGGAUGAGCGGAUCGAACUCGAAGUGUACAACCAAGGCAUGUGGAAGACUGAGCUGUGCAACAAAUGGCAAGAGACAGGAGCGUGUCCAUAUGAUGACAAUUGCCAAUUCGCUCAUGGAAUUCAGGAGCUGCGUCCAGUGAUCCGCCAUCCUCGUUACAAGACAGAGGUAUGUAGAAUGGUACUUGCAGGUGAUAUGUGUCCGUACGGUCACCGUUGCCAUUUCCGCCACGCGCUGACUGAGCAGGAGAAGCUGAUGAGUAGCUUCAAGGCCAAGCCCGUCAAGCUCAAUUGACAGGUAUAUCUACGUUUGAGCCAAGCCUAUCAUGAUCUGAUCUGAUCCAUCUUUGUAAACGAACUUGGAGAGGGAGAGAGAGAUUAUUGGUAUUAGUUUGUUGAAAGGGGGUGGUCAACAAACCAUUUGAUUUGAUAGAAACAUGGAAUUCUCAACAAUAUAUAUAUAUAUGGUUGCCAAAAUCAAUAUAUCUCUAGAGAAAAGUGGAAUUUUUAUUUUUUGUGUUUUA